AUGGGCUUCCGGAAGUUCUUUCCCUUCCUGGCUCUCGGCAUCUUGGUCUUAUGCCAAACUGGCAACCUCCAGGCAGCGCAUUUCAGAUCUGUUUUAGAGAGUGGCCCAGACCUGUCUACCCUCAAUGAGGAGGACGCACGCCUCCUACUGGCUGAACUGGUGCAGAACUAUGUGCAGAUGAAGGCCAGGGAGCUGGAGCAGGAGCAGAAACUAGAACAGGAAGCAGAAGACUCCAGCAUCACUGCCCAGAAGAGAGCCUGUAACACUGCCACCUGUGUGACCCACCGACUGGCAGGCUUGCUGAGCAGAUCUGGGGGUGUGGUGAAGGACAACUUCGUGCCCACCAAUGUAGGCUCCAAAGCCUUUGGCCGCCGCCGCAGGGACCUUCAGGCCUGA
Messenger RNA from Perognathus longimembris pacificus (Pacific pocket mouse), 396 nucleotides. It is a transcript of the gene Calcb, whose product is annotated as calcitonin related polypeptide beta. Gene Ontology annotation, molecular function: calcitonin receptor binding; hormone activity. The transcript is spliced from 3 exons. Gene Ontology annotation, cellular component: extracellular region. The record is from RefSeq and is a predicted model, not a curated record. NCBI's taxonomy places the organism in Eukaryota, Metazoa, Chordata, Mammalia, Rodentia, Heteromyidae. The coding region runs from base 1 to 396 and encodes 131 amino acids.